AUACAAAUCUGAAAACUCAUAACAAGAAAUUAUUCAUUUUUGGGAUAAUGGGGGGUUUGAUUUUAGGAAAUAAAAAGUAACGAAGUUUUGUGUGAAUCUUUAAAUUCUGAAAGCAAACGUCAAAAACUUUUGUCUAUAAUUCCAAAAUUGGUAAAUAAAGAAUCCUGCGUUUCCUUUUCUUCUCUCUCAAUCUCUUAUGAUUUGAUUCGUCUUCUUCCAAGUCGUCUGAAUCCGCGUUACUUUUAGCUCUCCAACGCCACCACGCCUCCAAAUUUUUCUUCCGCUAGGAUUCAACUUGUGAUCAGUAAGUAGCUUAACUGUUUAAUGGAUAAUCACGGUCCACGCUAUCCAUACCCUUAUGGUCAGUAUCCAUACCCUUACCCAUACCCAGCUCCAGCUCCUUAUAGACCUCCCAGCUCUGAUCCAUACCCACCACCACCCCCUACCAAUCAAUACAAUGCUCCUUAUUACCCUUACCCACCACCGCCAUAUGCAACACCUCCGCCACCAUAUGCAUCACCACCGCCGCCUCAUCAGCACCCUUCAGGUUCCCAUUCUGGUCCAUUAGACUAUAGCCACAACCCACAACAAUCUUCUUCUCAUCCCGGUCCUCCUGAGUAUCACCGACACUCUUUCGACUACCAACAACAACAACAACAACCUUCUCCUUACCCUUAUCCUCGACCGCAAGCUAACUUUAGCACUUAUGGUCCCCCUCCUCACUAUUCGUAUCAAGAGCCACCCCAAUACCCUCCUCCACCUGAAACUAAACCCCAAGAGACUCCUCCUCCUCCUCCUCCUCAGCAAACUCAGGGCUAUCCAGAAUACCGUAGGCAAGACUGUCUCAGUUCUGUAGAUAAUGUAAGCAAUUCUGGAUCUGCUUAUCCUCCUGUGGAUGAACUUCUCAGUGGUAUGCACAUUUCUAAUAAUAACCAACCAGCGCCCUCUGUUCCACAAUUAUCCUCCCUCCCUUCAAACUCUUGGCAAAGUCGCCCUGGUGAUUUGUAUGGUUACCCUAACAGCUCGUUUCCAAAUAACUCUCAUUUGCCACACUUAGGGCGAGUAGAUUCGUCUAGCUCUUAUUCUCCUGUCUAUGGAUCAUCUGAAUCGCCUCAUAGUGGGGAUAUGCAGAUGACUCUGUUUGGUAAAGGAUCAUUGAAGGUUCUAUUGUUGCAUGGGAAUUUGGAUAUUUGGAUCUAUCAUGCAAAGAAUCUCCCAAACAUGGAUAUGUUCCAUAAGACACUGGGUGAUAUGUUUGGAAGAUUGCCAGGGAAAAUUGAAGGGCAGCUUAGCAGUAAGAUUACCAGUGAUCCUUAUGUUUCUGUAUCAGUUGCUGGUGCUGUGAUUGGNGAAAAUCCUGUUUGGAUGCAACAUUUUUAUGUUCCUGUUGCUCAUCAUGCUGCAGAAGUUCAUUUUGUUGUUAAAGACAGUGAUGUUGUGGGUUCACAGCUUAUAGGGCUGGUUACAAUCCCAGUGGAACAGAUUUACUCUGGUGCAAAAAUUGAAGGAACUUACCCGAUUCUAAACAGUAAUGGGAAGCCUUGUAAACCAGGGGCAAAUUUAUCAUUAUCGAUUCAGUAUACUCCUAUGGACAAACUCAGUGUUUAUCAUCAUGGAGUUGGGGCAGGUCCUGAUUACCAGGGGGUACCUGGAACAUACUUUCCGCUUAGAAAAGGCGGAACUGUGAGAUUGUAUCAAGAUGCACAUGUCCCAGAAGGGAUGCUCCCGGGUAUAAGACUGGACAAUGGGAUGUCUUACGAACAUGGGAAAUGUUGGCAUGAUAUGUUUGAUGCCAUACGCCAGGCGAGGCGAUUAAUUUAUAUCACAGGUUGGUCAGUGUGGCACAAAGUUAGGCUGGUUCGUGAUAAAGUAGGUCCGGCAUCAGAAUGUACUCUUGGGGAGCUCCUAAGAUCAAAGUCCCAAGAAGGCGUGAGAGUCCUGCUGUUGAUUUGGGAUGACCCAACUUCACGUAGCAUCUUGGGUUAUAAAACAGAUGGAGUUAUGGCAACCCAUGAUGAGGAGACACGGCGUUUUUUCAAGCACUCCUCAGUUCAAGUCCUGCUCUGCCCACGAAAUGCUGGAAAGCGACAUAGUUGGGUCAAGCAGAGGGAAGUUGGGACAAUCUAUACACAUCACCAAAAGAACGUAAUAGUGGAUGCCGAUGCUGGUGGUAACAGAAGGAAAAUUGUAGCUUUUGUUGGUGGUCUUGAUCUGUGUGAUGGCCGAUAUGACACUCCUCAACAUCCUUUGUUUAGGUCACUACAGACAAUUCAUAAAGAUGAUUUCCACAACCCCACUUUUACGGGAAACCUUUCAGGAUGUCCAAGAGAGCCUUGGCAUGACUUACACAGUAAGAUCGAUGGCCCAGCUGCGUAUGAUGUACUGACCAACUUCGAGGAGAGAUGGUUGAAAGCUGCGAAGCCUAGCGGGAUCAAGAAGUUUAAGACUUCCUAUGACGAUGCGUUGUUAAGGAUCGAUAGGAUUCCAGAUAUAUUAGGAGUUUCUGAUACUCCUACUGUUAGUGAGAACGAUCCUGAGGCUUGGCAUGUUCAGAUUUUCCGUUCGAUCGACUCAAACUCUGUGAAAGGUUUCCCAAAGGAUCCAAAAGAUGCUACGUGCAAGAACUUGGUGUGUGGGAAAAACGUGCUGAUUGAUAUGAGCAUACACACAGCGUAUGUCAAAGCCAUUCGUGCUGCCCAACACUUCAUUUAUAUUGAGAAUCAGUAUUUCAUUGGGUCAUCCUACAACUGGAAUGCGCAUAAGGACAUAGGUGCGAAUAAUUUGAUUCCUAUGGAAAUUGCGUUGAAGAUAGCUGAAAAGAUCAGGGCAAAUGAACGCUUUGCUGCGUAUAUUGUCAUUCCAAUGUGGCCAGAAGGUGUUCCAACCGGUGCUGCUACCCAGAGGAUUCUAUAUUGGCAGCACAAGACAAUGCAGAUGAUGUAUGAGACUAUCUACAAGGCGUUAGUGGAGACAGGGCUUGAGGGAGCAUUCUGCCCACAAGAUUACCUCAAUUUCUUCUGUCUUGGGAACAGAGAAAUGGUGGAUGGAAUCGAUAACUCAGGAACAGGGAGUCCAAGCAACGCAAACACUCCUCAGGCAUUGAGUAGGAAAAGCAGAAGAUUUAUGAUCUAUGUUCACUCUAAAGGGAUGGUAGUUGAUGAUGAAUACGUAGUAAUUGGGUCUGCAAAUAUAAACCAACGAUCAAUGGAAGGCACAAGAGAUACAGAGAUUGCAAUGGGAGCUUACCAGCCUCAACAUACAUGGGCAAGGAAACAUUCCGGUCCUCGGGGUCAGAUCUACGGAUACAGAAUGUCGCUUUGGGCAGAGCAUAUGGCAACAUUAGAUGACUGUUUCACUCAGCCGGAGAGUAUAGAAUGUGUAAGAAAAGGGAGAACAAUGGGAGAGAGGAACUGGAGCCAGUUUGCAGCUGAAGAAGUGUCAGACAUGAGAGGACAUUUGUUAAAGUAUCCAGUGGAAGUAGAUCGAAAAGGUAAAGUCCGACCACUUCCCGGGAGUGAGACGUUCCCGGACGUAGGAGGCAACAUUGUCGGAUCGUUCAUAGCCAUACAAGAGAAUUUAACCAUUUGAGAAGCAGUGUCACUCACUUUUAACAAUAUUUUUUUGUGUGGAUAUUGGUCACCUUUAAUAAUAAUAAGGAAGAUUAAUUGGUCACCUUUGCACAUUA
Messenger RNA from Camelina sativa (false flax), 3685 nucleotides. The record is from RefSeq and is a predicted model, not a curated record. Lineage: Eukaryota; Viridiplantae; Streptophyta; Magnoliopsida; Brassicales; Brassicaceae.